CCCCUCCCCCCUCCUGGAAGAUGAAUGGCGUAUAAAAUAUUUUUGUUUUGUAAUUGUGGAAGAUGCAGACUUUUUACGUGCGGUCGGACGGCAUCGAGGAGAAAAUGCUGUUAUCUCUUCACAAAUUGAAAGACACAAACAUAAAUUAUAGUAUAUAGUUAUAUAGUAAAGUAUUACAAGUAUAUAGGAGGAAGGAUUUGGCGGGAGCGCGUCGUUGGUCGUUCAAUUGUUGAGCGACUUUGAAUAGGUGGGCGGGGUUUUAGUGGCAAGGCCGGCGAGGAAGAAUUGGCGGGGCGGCGGGUAAGGAGAGGAAGAGCGGGAGGAGAGAGGGGAAGGGCAGGAGGGAAGGAGGGAGGGGUGGGAGGAGGAGAGAAAGGAAGGAGGGGAAGUAGAGAGGGGCGGGAAAGGAGAAACGAGAAGUAAAGCACCCCCCCUUGAAGAGGGGGGUGGGGUUUUCAGGUCAGCGACGGGAAAGGGGGGAAGAAGCGGGGAGGCGGGGGAGGUCGGUAGAUCCCAGUCAUGGCAAUGGCGGGAAUUUCUACCGCGUGUGUCUUUAGGUGUGGUGGUGCAUCGGGGACAGAAUUGGCGGGAAAUGAGAACUCGUCGAAAUUUCAACGACAGGAAAAGGCGCGAAACGACGGCGGCAACCAACUGUACCUAAAGAAGGUUGGGAGAGGGAGGUGGUCUGUGUGCGGUCCAGUUUAUUACAACUCGAGCUCCAGUAUAAAGGAGAGGAAGCGACUGUCGGUCCCACCAUCGCCGUCAUUCUUCUCUCCUCCUUUGUCGUCUUCCUCGCCAUUGCCAUCGCCAUCAUCUUCCUCGUCAUUUUCCUGGACAUCGUCGUUGACAUCUCAAGCAGGAAAAGUAGGCAGGCUAUGGAAGAGGAACACAUCGUUUGAAUCAUCGUCUUCCUCUCCUUCUUCGUCUUCUUCGCCUUCUUUGUCUUCUUCUUUUUCUUCUUCUGCUUCUGCUUCUUCUUGUUAUUGGUCGUGGUCUUCGGCAUCAUCUUCUUCCUCGCCGCCAUCGCCGCAAGCUGUCUCGAGAUGGUGGCGAGCUCGGGGAGACGAAUCUUGGCCAGCCGGCGAUGGUGGUAUAGUCGGGGUCGGGGCGGCAGCAGCAGCAGCAUCGCCGUCCGCAGCAGACUCCGUAGUUACAGAUGUGGAGUGCAUUGAGAGCGGAGUGGUGGUUGGGGAAGUGGAGGUGGUAGGGGAGCCUCUCGGUGGAGGGAAGCUCAAUUUGAACGAAGAGCCCAACGACGUUGUCGACUCGAGUGUUCGCUCUAGUGGUGGUGGUGGUGGUGGUGGUGGCAUCGAUUAUCAGAGGGAUUACUUCACCGCGGCGAACCGGAGACGAAGCCAGGGAACCAUAGCCGUUCAUGCAGAGAAGCAGAUCAAUCGCGGUUCUCUGCACCUGUCCACAAACACGUCCAGAUUCAGGCGCUUAAUCCUACUCUCGUUGCUAGUGGGGCCUCGCCCCCGGGCUCAACAUCUCUUUGGAGAGGGAGGGGUUGGAAUGGGGUCUUACGCGCCGGAAUGAUGCAUUGUGUUUUGGAAACAACAACAAAAAAAAAAGAAGUGCCUUUGCUCAGCAAAUGAAGGGUAUAUGGGAGA
This is a messenger RNA of Chara braunii, 1610 nucleotides long. NCBI's taxonomy places the organism in Eukaryota, Viridiplantae, Streptophyta, Charophyceae, Charales, Characeae. The record is from the annotation of a GenBank genome assembly.